Molecule: messenger RNA, 2784 nt
Organism: Onychomys torridus (southern grasshopper mouse)
Lineage: Eukaryota; Metazoa; Chordata; Mammalia; Rodentia; Cricetidae
Product: vomeronasal type-2 receptor 116-like
Exons: 8
Coding region: 1-2784 (927 amino acids)
Biological process (GO): G protein-coupled receptor signaling pathway
Cellular component (GO): membrane
Molecular function (GO): G protein-coupled receptor activity
Source: RefSeq, a predicted model, not a curated record
AUGAUCAUCCAACUUGUGCUCUGUGGAAUUUGGCUGAGCACCUCUGCUCUCAUUAUUGACACAGAUGUUCAUGUUCUGACUAUGACCACACCAUCAGUGUAUGCAACAAGGGCUCAGUUGUUACUUUCCACCUGGAGUGUUGGUGUCACAUUCCUCCUUUUCUACCACAGCACCAACAGGAAAGUCAUGGUUGGGCUGAGCUCUGCCAUGAUUCAUAGGAGAGCUGGCUCUGUCCUUUGCACUCUUGUGCUGGUGUGCACUUUAGAAGCUUCUCAGUGCUCUUUGAAAAACAAAUGGAAUCGAUUCAGUGAUGGAAAUGUGGUGAUUGCUGCAUUUGUUCCUCUUUUUAAUUGCUUUUUCAAGAAAAAAAUGAUUGAUUUUAACAUUAAGAAAAGUGACACCAUGCAGUUCAAGUUGAAGAACUACCAGUGUUCUUUGGCCUUCAUAUUUGCCAUUGAGGAGAUCAACAGGAACCCUCAUCUUUUACCCAACACAUCUCUAGGAUUUGAUCUCUAUUAUGUUAAUCAAUAUGAAUGGGAUUUUCACAGGGAAGCUUUUCUUUGGCUCACAGGAAUGGGAAUCAACAUUCCCAAUUACACAUGUAGAAGGGAGAACAAAGCUGCUGCUCUACUUACAGGAGCAUCACAAGAAACAUCUACCCAUAUUGGGAGACUUCUAAGUCUCUACAAAUAUCCACAGCUUAGUUUUGGGCCAUUUGACACCAUCUUGAGUGACAGAGGCCAGUUUUCUUCUCUCUACCAGACAGCUUCAAAGGACACAUCUCUGUCACUUGGCAUUGUCUCUUUGAUGCUUCAUUUCAGCUGGACCUGGGUGGGGUUGUUCCUCAUGGAUAACCAUAAAGGAAUUCAGAUUCUAUCAUAUUUUAUGAAAGAGUUUCAAAGGAAUAAUAUCUGUGUAGCUUUUGUGAAAAUGAUGUCAAAAAGCUUGAUUUACUUUGAACAUGCACAGAAAGAAACUUCUGAGUUGCUCUUGAUAUCAUCUGCAAAUGUGGUUAUCAUUUAUGAUGAUACGGAAUUUGUAUCUGGUAUGAUGCUAUAUGCAAUGUAUUUCUUAAAUACGUGGAAAGUCUUGGUCAUGAAUUCACAAUUGUAUGUUGGUACCAUUAUAGAAUUUCUGAUUUAUAAUUCAUUUCAUGGGACUCUUUUUUUUGGAAACCGUCAUCAUGAGAUUUCUCUUUUUAGAAAAUUUAUCCAUACAUACACUCCUUCUAAAUACCCAGAAGACCAUUGUCUUAAUAUUUUGUGGAAUACUUUCUUUAAUUGCUCUUUAUCUUUACCUGACUGUAAAAUAUCAGGUCAUUGUCUAGCCAAUGCUUCUUUGGAACUAUUUCCUUCAAAUCUGUGGAAAAUGGAAAUGACUGAAGAGGCUUACAACAUAUAUAAUUCUGUGUAUGCCGUGGCUCACAGUCUCCAUGAGAUGACUGUCAAACAAGUACAAAUUCAGCCUCAUAGGAAUGGAGAGUGGAAUGCCCACCCCUGGGAGCUUCUCCCUUUUCUCAAGCAAAUCAGUUUCAUAAAUAGUGCUGGACACCAUGUGGUUUUGGAUUCACAAAUGAAAUCUGAGGAAAAGUAUGAUAUUCUCAAUGUCUGGAAUUUUCCAAGUGGUCUCAGACAAAAUAUGAAAGUUGGAACAUUUUCUCCAAAAGCUCCACAGAGUCAACAACUGCUUCUGUCUGAUCAUAUGAUACAGUGGGCCACAGGAUUUACAGAGAUUCCUCGCUCUGUGUGCAGUGAGAGCUGUGUUCCUGGAUUCAGAAAAUCCCCCCAGGAGGGCAAAGCUGCCUGUUGCUAUGAUUGUAUACCUUGUCCAGACAAUGAGAUUUCCAAUGAGACAGAUGUAGAUAAUUGUGUGAAGUGUCCUGAUAGACACUAUGCAAACACACAACAGAACCACUGCAUCAAGAAAGCUGUGACAUUUCUGUCCUAUGAAGACCCCUUGGGAAUAGCACUCUCCUGCAUGGCCCUGGGCUGCUCUCUACUGACAGUGGGGGUUCUUCUCAUCUUUGUGAAGCAUCACCACACUCCCAUUGUCAAGGCCAACAAUCAGGCUCUCACUUAUGUCCUGCUCAUCUCUCUGAUCUUCAGCUUCCUCUGUCCAUUGCUCUUCUUUGGCCAUCCCAACACAGUCACCUGUGUCCUGCAGCAGAGUACAUUUGCAGUUCUGUUCACAGUGGCUCUCUCUACUAUCUUCACAAAAACUCUUACUGUGGUUCUGGCCUUCAAAGUCACUGUUCCAGGGAGAAUGGUGAGGUGGCUGAUGAUAUCAAGGGCCCCUAAUUUCAUCAUUCCUAUCUGCACCCUCCUUCAGCUUGUACUCUGUGGAGUUUGGCUGAGCACCUCUCCUCCCUUUAUUGAUUCAGAUGCUCACUCUGAACAUGGGUACAUCAUCAUUGUUUGCAACAAGGGCUCAACUGUGGCCUUCCACUGUGUCCUGGGAUACCUCUGCCUCUUGGCACUUGGGAGCUACACUAUGGCCUACCUCUCCAUGAACCUACCUGACACAUUCAAUGAAGCCAAGUUCUUGACAUUUAGCAUGCUGAUGUUCUUUAGUGUGUGGAUCACAUUCCUUCCUGUGUAUCAUAGCACCAAAAGGAAGGUCAUGGUGGCCAUGGAAAUCUUUGCUAUCUUGGCUUCCAGUGCAGGCCUCCUGGGCUGCAUCUUUGCUCCCAAAUGCUACAUUAUUUUGUUAAGACCAGAUAGGAACUCAUUGCAUUGCAUCAAGAACAAUGCACAUUCUAAGAGAAGAUUCCAACCUAUAGCUUAA